AUGGCUCGAUUUCGAAAUAAAAAGAGGACACCGUUUGUGAGGCCGAUUGCCAGGAAGCAAGCCACCGUAGACCACGUUACAGGUGAUAAAAUCCCCAAGAGCUUCGUCUUCUGUCGGGGGAAGCUGCCCGGCCCUCUCAGGCAGUUGGAAUUGGAUUUGAGAAAAUUAAUGCUUCCUUACACUGCUCUAAAGCUCAAGGAAAAAAAGCGUAACAAUAUCAAAGAUUUCUUGAAUGUUGCGGGGCCAAUGGGUGUCACGCAUUUCCUCAUCUUAUCGAAAACCGAGACCUCACCAUACCUGAGGGUGGCUAGAACGCCACAGGGCCCGACUCUUACUUUCAAGAUUCAUAAGUAUUCGCUGGCUACUGAUAUUGCUCGGUCUCAAUUGCGCCCAAGAUGCCCGAAAGACCUCUUCAAGAAUCCCCCUUUGAUUGUGCUUUCUGGUUUUGGGACUGGAGAACAGCAUCUAAAGCUUACGACUAUUAUGUUUCAGAACAUAUUUCCAGCCAUUGAUAUAAACACUGUCAAGGUUUCAUCAUGCCAAAGGAUUGUGUUGCUUAAUUACAACAAGGAAACAAAGCUUAUUGAUUUUCGACACUACUCAAUCAGGUUACAGCCUGUGGGGGUAUCCCGGAGAAUACGGAAGUUUGUACAGAACCAUCAGGUGCCCGAUUUAAGGAAUCUUAAGGAUGUCAGUGAUUUUGUUACAAAGGCUGGUUAUGGCUCUGAAAGUGAAAUGGAUGAUGAAGCAGCAACUGUAAGUCUGCCAAUGGAUCUUGACAGAGUUAAUCGAGCAUCAAAUAAAAGCGCUGUGAAGCUUCAAGAAAUUGGACCGAGAAUGACCCUUCAACUCAUGAAAAUUGAGGAAGGAUUGUGUACUGGUGGAGUUAUAUUCAGUGAAUUCGGGGACAAUACAUCAAGAAAUAACAAGAAAACUGUUGAUGAAGAGCAACAACAUGAAGAAAACGAUGAAGAAGAAGACGAUGAGGAAGAACAAGAUGAUGAUGAUGAUGAUGAUGAUGAUGAUGAUGAUGAUGAUGAUGAAGAAGAAGAUGAUUGA
Molecule: messenger RNA, 1059 nt
Organism: Striga hermonthica
Lineage: Eukaryota; Viridiplantae; Streptophyta; Magnoliopsida; Lamiales; Orobanchaceae
Source: the annotation of a GenBank genome assembly